Molecule: messenger RNA, 723 nt
Organism: Cyclospora cayetanensis
Lineage: Eukaryota; Apicomplexa; Conoidasida; Eucoccidiorida; Eimeriidae
Exons: 3
Coding region: 1-723 (240 amino acids)
Source: RefSeq, a predicted model, not a curated record
AUGGGUUCCUACGUGAGGCUAUGGACUUGGCUUGUUCUUUGUGGAUGCUUCUGCCUCGUCGGCUUGGAAUUGGGGCACCAUGCAGUGGAGUCAGCACGACUAGCAGCAACAAUAGCAGCGAAGGAUGAGGCAGCCGCUAAACGAGACCAAGCCAAGAGUGCCGAGGAGCUUCAGAAGGAAAAGGAACGGUUCGAAAAGCUAACCCGUGAAAUCGAAAACCUGUUGCAAGACAGCAAGGAUUAUAAGAAAGCACUGCUUAGGAAGCAACAGGAAGAGGAGGCUCGAGAAUUCACUCCCCAAGAGCUUGAAGACACAGCUUUAUGGCGGAAAGAGUAUGAAAAUUUCAUAAACGCAGGGGAGCACAAGGAACGUUGGGAAAGGUUAGGCAUUGUGGCUGCUGUGGGUGCGGCUGCUAGUGCCGGCCUCGCUGCCUACGGCAAGGCACACGAAAACAUGGGCGGAGUUGUGCGAGACCCUUCAUCAGCUCAGCUGGUGAAGCAUGCAGGGACAACGGCUCUGCUAGGCGGGUCCCUGGCCCUAAUCUCUUGGCUUAUGCGCCGCCAGAACAAAAAGAAGCAGAAGCUGCACAAUGCUAGACUAGCGCGCAUGCAGUUCGAAGCGAGGACUGGGCUUAAACCCUCCGAUGAGAACGUGCUCGGGCCAGAUGAAUCACUAAUACUGAUUCCACCCAAGAAGAAGCACGAGAAGAAGGUUGAUGAGUGA